CGAGAUCUGAUAUGAUGUCAGUCCAGUGCACCUCAUCUGGCUACUCAUGUUUGUUUUCAAAUCAUUUUUCUUCACCUUCACUUUUGUGCCCUUCAUUUCCAGUCAAGAUCAACAUGCCCAAGACAUUGAAACAUACAGAAACUACGGAGGAUGCCUAGACUUACAAGAUGCAUUUGAUGUUUUUUACUCUGAACCGUGCAGGAGCAUGCCGAAGGUUGAAUAUCUGAUGAGACUGUUUCACUACCACUGUCCAAACAUAUCCAGCUACUUCAGGGAGAUGGUGCAGCACAAGAGGCAUGUGUUUAUUGCAGUCGAAGGCACACACAGGGAAACCAAGAUAAUUCUGACCAAGAUACUGGCAAGGAAGCUGAGAGGAAAGUUCAAGUUCAGCCCUCCCUCCUACCUAGUGAGAACUGGGUACAAGUUCACGGAGACCAGGACCAUGUCUAGAGCCUACUACUGUCUGGGCUACUACGCUGCGGCUUACAGAAUGGCUAUGAUGCUGCAAUACACACCCGUAGUAACUGGCGGGUAA
Messenger RNA from Macrosteles quadrilineatus (aster leafhopper), 535 nucleotides. RefSeq lists its product as uncharacterized. The coding region runs from base 47 to 535 and encodes 162 amino acids. The transcript is spliced from 4 exons. The record is from RefSeq and is a predicted model, not a curated record. NCBI's taxonomy places the organism in Eukaryota, Metazoa, Arthropoda, Insecta, Hemiptera, Cicadellidae.